Molecule: messenger RNA, 900 nt
Organism: Cyprinodon variegatus (sheepshead minnow)
Lineage: Eukaryota; Metazoa; Chordata; Actinopteri; Cyprinodontiformes; Cyprinodontidae
Gene: calca
Product: calcitonin-1-like
Exons: 5
Coding region: 114-485 (123 amino acids)
Cellular component (GO): extracellular region
Molecular function (GO): calcitonin receptor binding; hormone activity
Source: RefSeq, a predicted model, not a curated record
UAAUCCAUGUGGGACAUAUAUAAAACUGCACACUGUGAGGAAGCUCAACAGAUACACUAUCAUCACAUCAUCUACAUCUCCAGUAGAAGAAGAUCGUUAACUGCAAGGGAAUCAUGAGUAUGUUUAAACUCACGACCCUCCUUCUUGGCUAUGCUCUAAUUUUUUGUCAGACCUCCUCAAACGCAGCACUAUCCAGCAAGGAGUCCAGGUCAGAUGGGGUCACACUACUGAACAAGGAUACUGAGACAUUACUCAGAGCUAUCAAGGAGUUCAUGCAGAUAAGCUCAGAUGAAGCGACCCAACAAGCAGCUGAUGGGGAGAGCAACUCGACAGCACAAAAACGGGCAUGCAACACGGCCACCUGUGUGACACACCGCUUGGCCGACUUUUUAAGUCGCUCAGGUGGACUUGGAUACAGCAACUUUGUCCCUACAAAUGUUGGUGCCCAGGCGUUUGGCAGAAGGAAGCGGCAUGGCCUUAUGUGAGACCAGAAACAUGCUUCCUAGAGAAUUCUUAUCUUCAGUGACAAAUUUCCAACAUCAGAAGCAUCUCCUGAAGAAGCAACCGUUCCCUCUAGAAACUAUUCUAUACCAACAUUGAUAUGUGUCUGUCUUUUAAACUACAGUAUGUUUUUGGUGUUUAGACAACAGGAAAUUCUAUGCUGCUCAGAGAGAUAAGGAAAAAGACUAAACUUUUCUGUCUUGACUUUUUCACCUGUGACUACUCACUACCAUGUGUCUAGAUAGAAAUCCUAUACUGUGAAACACAAAUGUCGGAAAAUAGUUUGUGGUUGUGUGUACCUUGUUAUAAAACUCUUCUUAGGAUUUCAUAGUGGUUGAAAUCUUUUACCUAUAGAGGAUCUAUUCAUGGAUCUAUCUGUUUGGACAAUUAUGAAUGAAA